Molecule: messenger RNA, 1733 nt
Organism: Habropoda laboriosa
Lineage: Eukaryota; Metazoa; Arthropoda; Insecta; Hymenoptera; Apidae
Product: cytochrome P450 6B1-like
Exons: 6
Coding region: 158-1654 (498 amino acids)
Molecular function (GO): heme binding; monooxygenase activity; iron ion binding
Source: RefSeq, a predicted model, not a curated record
GGUACAAUCAGUGUUUUCGAAACCGUAUUAGGGUAAACGUUGCACCUAACUGGAACGUCUGUGGAAAAUUGGUUGGAAGUUAUUACUCUAGAGCAUUUAGUUGCAUGGGGAGGAGAGUCGAUCUUCCACUUCGCUGCUGACUACACUUCCGAAAACAAUGGCGAAUUUUGGCUACGUUGAAAUUCUGUACAUCAUAGUACUGCUGCUUAUCGUUAUCUACAGCUACCAACAAUAUAACACAGAUUUUUGGAAAAGUCGUGGUGUGGUGGGGCCACAACCUUUGCCAUUCUUUGGAAACGCUAAGGACAUGAUGUUCGGAAAAAUAUCCCAGGCCGACUAUAUCAGAAAAGUUUACAACGAAUUUCCAAACGAGAAAAUGGUUGGACUGUUCUUAAGAGAACCAUUUCUACUCCUACGUGAUCCAGAAGUAAUCAAAGAAAUUCUUAUCGAGGAAUUUUCCAAAUUUGCGGAUCGAGGUUUCGGCAUUCACGAAAAAACGGAUCCGAUGUCGGCGCAUCUCGUAAACCUGGAGCCAGAAAGAUGGCGACCGCUAAGAACGAAAUAUAUACCGUCGUUCACAGCCACAAAGAUAAAGGACAUGUUUCCCCUUCUUCUCGAGUGUUGCAAAUCCUUUGAAAAAUAUUUCGAAGCAGAGGUUGCGAAAGGGAAACCGAUAAGAUGCGACGAUCUCUGCGCAAAAUUUACGAUCAACAUAAUAAGCACUUAUGCGUUCGGAAUCGACACAAGUACAACAGAAAAUGCCGAAAUUUGUCGCAAGGGCAGGGAAAUUUUCAAAGUGAAUUUGGUAAAUGCUCUCCGUUUUAAAAUCAAAUUGUACGCGCCAACCUUGUACGCUUUGAUCGGUUACGUUAUACCAGAGAAGAACUUAGCUCCAUACUUCACGAAAUUCAUCACGGAAGUUAUAAAGUAUCGGGAAAAACAUAAUAUCAAGAGAAUUGAUUUUAUCAAUACCCUUAUGGAAAUCAAGAAACAUCCGGAAAAUCUGCCAACUGUCGAAUUAACUGAUACCUUCAUUGCUGCACAAGCAACUGGAAUGUUUGCAGCUGGUUUUGAAACUUCUUCGACCACAAUGUCACACGCCCUUUACGAAUUGGCACUGAAUCCUAAGAUUCAAAAUAAAUUGCGUGAAGAGAUUAGGGAGUACCAUGCCAAAAACAAUGGAAUCUGGACAAGUGAGGAUAUAGGGGAAAUGGAAUAUUUAGAAAAAGUUUUUAAAGAAACGUUGAGAAUGUAUCCACCGACAGUAAUUCUACAGAGGAGAGCUAAUUGCAACUACACUUUCAAAGGCACGAAGAUUACAAUACCAAAAAAUACACCAGUAUGGAUUCCAUUGUUCGCACUUCAACGUGAUAGCAACGUCUUUCCAAAUCCUGAUACUUUUGAUCCUGAACGAUUUAACGAAGAUGUAAAUCGUAACUCGAUAUAUUAUAUACCUUUCGGUGCUGGACCAAGGAAAUGCAUUGGUAUACGUAUGGGGAGCUAUGAAACGAAACUUGGCAUAAUCCAAAUCCUUUGCAAUCACAGAGUCGACGUUUGUGAGAAGACUCUUAUUCCGUAUCAAACUGAUCCAAAUGCUAUGCUACUGACACCACUGGGAGGAAUAUACUUGAAGAUAACAAAAUUGGAAACUUAAUAUACAUUCGUUGAAUGUGAGGUGGGUGAGGAACGCCGUUGCACUGUUUUCACCUCAAUUUAUUAAAAUAUAAGUGUUA